GGGAGACUCCGGUGUGGACAUCAUCGCUCUGUGGGAUUACUCUGAAUGAGUUUGCUAUAAACAGCUUGACUUACAUAACAGCUAGUAAUUCAGUUAGUACUCCCUCUGCUAGCUCUGCCAUAGAUCUCCAGAGCAGAGGAUACGCUUAAUUACAUUUCUUUUUGCAAUACACCGCCAUUGUAUGUAUCUUUUUUUCUUAUAGGUGUCAAGUGCGGUCGUUGCGGAGGAUAAUUUGCAACAUUUUUUGUCAUUAUGUCAGUGGUAGGGAUUGAUUUGGGUUUCCAAAAUUGUUACAUCGCUGUGGCCAGGAGCGGUGGCAUUGAAACCAUUUCCAAUGAGUACAGUGACAGAUGCACACCGGCUUGUGUAUCUCUGGCCUCUAAAAACCGCAUAAUCGGAAAUGCAGCCAAAAGUCAAAUGACAACAAACUUCAAAAAUACAGUCCACAGCUUCAAAAAGUUCCACGGCAGAGCAUUUGAUGACCCAUUUGUCCAAGCGGAAAAACCCAAACUGCCUUACAGCUUACAUAAACUGGCCAAUGGAAACACUGGAAUUAAGGUUCGUUAUUUGGAUGAGGACAAAGUGUUCACAGUCGAGCAGAUCACAGGGAUGCUGCUCACCAAGCUGAAGGAGACGUCAGAGAGCGCCCUGAAGAAGCCGGUGGUGGACUGCGUCAUCUCUGUCCCAAGUUUCUUUACAGACGCUGAAAGGAGAUCAGUGUUUGAUGCAACUCAAAUCGCAGGGCUGAACUGUUUACGGCUAAUUAAUGAUACGACUGCAGUGGCUUUGGCCUAUGGGAUCUACAAACAGGACCUUCCGACUCCAGAGGAGAGGCCAAGAAAUGUGGUAUUUGUUGACAUGGGACAUUCAUCGUUCCAGGUCUCCAUUACUGCCUUCAACAAAGGCAAACUCAAGGUCCUCGCCACUGCAUUUGACCUACACCUUGGUGGGCGUAAUUUUGACGAGGCGUUGGUAGAUUACUUCUGCGAGGAGUUUAAGAGCAAGUACAAGCUUAAUGUGAAGGAGAACCCAAGGGCUCUGCUGCGGCUGCACCAGGAGAGCGAGAAACUGAAGAAGCUAAUGAGUGCCAACUCCUCCGAUCUGCCUCUGAACAUCGAGUGCUUCAUGAAUGACAUUGAUGUUUCUGGCAGGAUGAACAGGGGCCAGUUUGAAGACAUGUGUGCUCAGUAUCUGAUGAGAGUAGAGAUGCCACUGAAAGCAGCCCUUGAACAAUCAAAGCUGAGCCGGGAUGACAUCUAUGCAGUGGAAAUAGUUGGAGGAGCCACGAGAAUCCCAGCUGUCAAAGAGAGAAUCACCAAGUUCUUUGGCAAAGACAUCAGCACCACGCUCAACGCAGACGAAGCUGUCGCUAGAGGCUGUGCACUUCAGUGUGCGAUUUUGUCUCCAGCAUUUAAGGUGCGUGAAUUUUCCAUCACUGAUGUGGUUCCCUUUCCUAUAACUCUUCGCUGGAAAUCUCCAACAGAGGACGGAUUGGGAGAGUGUGAGGUGUUCAGUAAGAAUCACGCUGCUCCGUUCUCCAAAGUGAUCACGUUUCACAAGAAGGAACCCUUUGACCUUGAAGCCUUCUACAGCAACUCUCAAGAGCUGCCCUACCCAGACCACAGGAUAGGAUGUUUCUCUGUACAGAACGUUGCUCCUCAGCCAGACGGAGACAGCUCCAAAGUAAAGGUCAAAGUGCGUGUCAAUGUGCACGGCAUCUUCAGCGUGUCCAGCGCCUCUCUGAUCGAGAAGCAGAAAGGAGAAGGAGAGGAAAUGCAAAUUGACUGUGAGCCAAUGGUGCAGAAUGAAGGCAGGGCAGAGGACCAGACCAAAAUGCAGGUGGACCAGGAAGGCCAAAGUCAAGCGGACCCGCAGAACGAGGACACUACCAGCAGUAAGGAGGGUGCGUCUGGGGAAAAGCAGGACCCCGCAGCAGGGGGAAACAAGCCCAAAGUCAAGGUGAAGAGUAUUGAUCUGCCCAUCGUGGCCAACAAUAUUCGACAGCUCGACAGCGAUGUCCUUAACAAUUUUGUGGAGUAUGAGCAUCAGAUGAUCAUCCAGGACAAACUGGUGAAAGAGCUGAAUGAUGCUAAAAAUGCUGUUGAGGAGUAUGUAUACGAUCUGCGGGACAAACUUUGUGGAAUCUAUGAGAAGUUUAUCACCGAGGAGGACAGUAACCGGCUGACGCUGAUGCUGGAGGACACAGAGACCUGGCUGUAUGAGGACGGAGAGGACCAACCCAAACAUGUCUAUGAGGAGAAACUGCAAGCACUCAAGAGGUUGGGUCAACCCAUUCAAGAUCGGCACAGAGAGCACGAGGACAGGCCCAGAGCUUUUGAAGAGCUCGGAAAGAAACUGCAGCUCUACAUGAAGUUUGUGGAUUCCUAUAAACAGAAGGAUGAGCGAUACAUGCAUUUGAGCGCAGAGGAAAUGAGCGUUGUGGAGAAGUGUGUGAGUGAAAGCAUGGGUUGGAUGAACAGCAUGAUGAACGCCCAGGGCAAACUCGGUAUUACUCAAGAUCCCGUUGUUAAAGUAGCAGACAUCAUUUCCAAAAUACAGGAACUGGAGGAUGUAUGUAAUCCAGUGAUCAACAGGCCGAAGCCCACAGUGGAGGAGGCCCCUGAAGUGAACGACCAAAACAGCGGAGCUCAUAACGGUCCGACAACCAAGCAAGGAGCAGAUGGGAAGGGAGACGCGAAGGGAAGCCAGCAGACAAAGCCUGGCACAAAAGAGAUGGAGGUGGACUGAGAUUUAAGAAAGCAAACUCUACAACCAUCAACACGUUUACCACAACUGACCAUUUAGACGUAGAAACAUCGAUACCUGGGACCAUUUCUCAAUUGACACCAGCCACUUUGUGUGGAUUUGUUUGUUUUUUUGCCCUACCAUUGGACUUUACCUUUUGAGGUUUUUGUUUUCAUCCUCAUGUGUGAUGAUAGUGUGCUUUACUCUCUCAAAGGUUUGACAUACUUAAUAAAUUUAAGAAUGAUGCAAUAGAUUAAACUCUGAUUCUGACGUAAAACUGUUUCCUCAGUACCACACAGGAAGCUGUCCUCUGUGUUUGCAUUCCACGUGUCUCAUAAGCGUCCUGUGUCAGCAGUAAAUCACUCGUAAGAGAAAUACUUAGCUCUGUCCAGUCAACUGCUAUUGCGGAACUAUUAAUUUGUAUGCAAUAAUACAAAUUAUAUAUAUAUAUUUGUAUUAAAUAAGUUAUAAAUGAUGUCCAUGUCUAGAAACUGUAAAUACUAUUUUAGUAAAUAAAAGCGGCCAGCAUAUAUAAUAUAUGUACAUAAAGAACAUAUUCCAAGUACAAUGGCAAUGCUUGAUACACCAAAUCUCUUUAGUAAGUGGUUGGUUGCCUAAUUCCUUCUGUUUUCUUGCA
This is a messenger RNA of Plectropomus leopardus (leopard coralgrouper), 3382 nucleotides long. It is a transcript of the gene hspa4l, whose product is annotated as heat shock protein 4 like. Gene Ontology annotation, cellular component: cytosol; nucleus. The record is from RefSeq and is a predicted model, not a curated record. Gene Ontology annotation, biological process: protein folding. NCBI's taxonomy places the organism in Eukaryota, Metazoa, Chordata, Actinopteri, Perciformes, Serranidae. Gene Ontology annotation, molecular function: ATP-dependent protein folding chaperone; ATP binding.